Messenger RNA from Pecten maximus, 6580 nucleotides. Its product is annotated as collagen alpha-1(XI) chain-like. The coding region runs from base 283 to 5352 and encodes 1689 amino acids. Gene Ontology annotation, molecular function: extracellular matrix structural constituent. The record is from RefSeq and is a predicted model, not a curated record. Lineage: Eukaryota; Metazoa; Mollusca; Bivalvia; Pectinida; Pectinidae. The transcript is spliced from 61 exons.
AAAGCUGAUUUUGUUGGUAUAGUGUUGGUGGCGCUUAGUCGUAGACUGGUAUAGUGGUUACUGUAGCUCACUCCGACCGUUCCAGAUCGGGGUUUGAGAGUCGGUAGUCACUAUAAUACCGAUACUUUGACAACUGUGACACGUGGCGAAGAAAGUCUUUUCGUUGUAAAAGACUUUCUGGAAUUUGGGAAUAGGAGGAAAUGGUGUGAGGACACUAAAUACUGCCGGAGGUGACAACAUUUAGCAUAUAUUUUUGAAAUUCGAAUUGGAACUUCAAAAACAAUGAGAAAACCUUUACAAAGUUUUUCCAGGACUAAUAUAAACAUGGAAUUAGUUCUCGUUUCUAUCCUGCUAUUUUUUGCAGUGCCAUCAUCAGCUCAAAGGGAUGCAGUUUUUGUAUUGUCUGAUAUAGUGACCAUUGAUGACAAUUUCCAAAAUGUAAGAACUGUUCAAGGAUUUUGUGACAAAAGAGGAAAACUUCAAAAUGAAACCGAUACGGCUACAGAGUUUACUCCAAGUACAUCACUUACUGCCAAUGUCAAUACGAUAUUUAGUCCGGGUGGACUUUUUGUGGAUGACUUUUCCAUCAUUCUUAUCUUUAAAAAAAAUCCGGGCGUUGACACGACACUGUUUUCAAUUUACUCCAAUGAAUUAAAUGAAUUGAUGAGUUUAAUGGUUGGACGAACAACAAGAUUUCUAUUCAAUGGCGACCACCCUAUUCAGCGACAAGAAGUUGCUUAUGAUUUGGGUGUUGACUCAAGUUCAGGCUGGACAAGGUUAGCACUGGGUAUCAAGAAGGAUGUAUUGACGGUGUAUCACAACUGUCAAGAAUUAGAACCAAUCAAUCUAAAAAACAGACCUCUAUCACUUCCACAAGAUGCCGUUAUUUUCUUGGGAUCUAAUCUGGAUGAUGAGACAUUAUUUGAGGGUUUAUUCCAACAAAUGCUUUUUGUCCGUGGUGCCUCGGCUGCUGAAGCUCUGUGCACAAAGUUUGCCCCUAACUGUGGUGAGCAAAUCACCACUGAAACCGAAGUUGUCGGUCGCCCCAAGUCCGACUCCAGCAUCAUGUACCCAGAUGGUAUGGUCAUUGAUAAGUCUGGGGCUGCUAUCCAACUUCCUGUGAUUCCAGAGGGAGAAUUGGAAUACCUGCCUAUUGAAAAGUCUGGAAUGGGACCCGAUCUCCUCACGGACCAAGAAGGACAUGUGCUUUUGGAGUAUGAUAAAUCUACUGGAGUAUCCUACGCCUACAGAUAUGGACCACCAGGACCUCCAGGCCCCCGGGGACCCUCUGGACCUUCAGGACCCCCUGGAGAGCGGGGAUUUUCUGGACGCGACGGAGUUCCAGGAGCUUCUGGAAUCCAGGGAGCACCUGGCCAUGUCUUCAUCCUCCCACUCCCAACUGAAGGCAAAACUUCCAACCAGGCUGCAGCUUUCAGGACCAUGUUGGAACAACAUAUGAUGGCAAUGUCAGGAGCCCGAGGCCCCCUCGGUAUGACUGGUCUUCCUGGUGCUGUGGGCCCACCGGGAGUGGAUGGUUCCAAGGGAGACUCUGGAAACCCAGGAGAGCAGGGACUGACAGGACCAAGAGGUUUAACUGGACCAAGGGGAAAGUCAGGGAAGAAGGGACGUGAAGGUGCUGAGGGAGAACGUGGCAACAUGGGACCUCCAGGAGACAAGGGUGAAGUUGGAUUCCCUGGAAUUAUGGGUAUGCCAGGAAGUAAGGGAGAGAGGGGAGCAAAUGGAGCACCAGGUCAGUCUGGACCAAUAGGACCAGAGGGCAAACAGGGUGACCCCGGAGAGUUUGGACCUAUCGGAGCACCAGGAGAGAUGGGACCACGUGGCUUCUUGGGACCUCGUGGAAGAACAGGAAGCAUGGGACCACCUGGAAUCCCAGGAACUGAGGGACCUACAGGACCAAAAGGAAACCAGGGAGGAAAUGGAGCCCCUGGAGCCCCCGGCCAGUCUGGAGCACCAGGACAAACUGGACCUCCAGGCCCUCCUGGAGCUAUCGGCCCUCGGGGAAUUCCUGGCCCACAGGGCAAGCCAGGUCUUCCGGGAAUGCCUGGACCCAUUGGAACCCCAGGUGUUCCAGGACGCCCAGGAGACCCAGGAACUAAGGGCGACACUGGUCCACAAGGUAUGCAAGGUAUUGUUGGUUACCCAGGAACAAGAGGACUGAAGGGUGAUAUAGGACCAUCUGGAGCUUUGGGAGAAAAGGGAGAUAAGGGAUUUCAUGGUAUGCAAGGAAUUAAAGGAAGCGGAGGUCCAAAAGGAGAUCGUGGAUAUGAUGGAGUCGCAGGACCAAUGGGUAUUGAGGGCAUCCCAGGACCUAAAGGUAAUGCUGGAGCAGUGGGAAAUUCUGGCCCUCAGGGCCCAACAGGAGAAAAGGGCCAGAUGGGUAUGCCCGGUAUGCCAGGAUUCACUGGACCACAGGGUCCUAAGGGUGAUCCUGGCAGACCAGGACGUCGUGGACGACGUGGAGCUAGGGGCAAGAUGGGUUUGAAUGGACAAAGUGGUGACCGUGGAGAGAGGGGAAUGAGAGGCCCCCCUGGUGAGAGAGGAAAGGAGGGUCCGAUUGGGCCAAUUGGUGUCAAGGGAGAGAGUGGCCCACCUGGGCCACCAGGUUUCCAGGGAGAGCAGGGUCUACAGGGAGCUCCAGGAGGAGUUGGACUUAUGGGUCCCAUGGGACCUCCAGGUCUGCCAGGAAAAGAUGGACUCUCAGGGUUACCAGGAGAGCGUGGAGAAACUGGACUGCCAGGAAUUCCAGGCCAACCAGGACAGAUGGGAGUCAUGGGACCACCGGGCCACUCAGGAGAGGCUGGAGCUCAGGGAGACCCGGGACCACCAGGAAAUCCUGGAGUACCCGGAGACGUUGGACUGCCAGGAGCAUCUGGUGAAAGGGGCAUUCCAGGUCUUCCCGGCCCAUCUGGAAACGAUGGUGUGAUGGGACCACCAGGCCCCAUGGGAUUCGACGGUGAGAGAGGAUUCCCUGGACCUCCUGGCAAGGAUGGAAACAGAGGGGAACCUGGAAUGGAUGGACAGCAGGGACCUAUGGGUAUGAAGGGAGAUGUUGGAGAGCCAGGAAACUCUGGCCCACAGGGUCUCUCGGGACCCCCAGGACCGUCCGGACCGGAAGGUUUGAGAGGACAAAAGGGUGACACUGGUCUAGAGGGACCAGGAGGACUUCAGGGCAACAUGGGACAACAGGGACCAAGGGGCUAUGAUGGACCACCGGGACCAGCAGGAUCUCCAGGAGAAGAUGGAGAUAAGGGUGAUAAUGGACCCCCAGGACCUAAGGGAUCAAAGGGAGAACACGGUGAAAUGGGACCUCCUGGACCAUCUGGACCCCUAGGAUCACAGGGACCAAAUGGACCACCUGGUCCUCCAGGUGAGCCAGGCAUUCAGGGAAUCCAAGGAGUAGCUGGAAGUAAGGGAUCCGAGGGACCACGCGGCUUGCCAGGGGCCACCGGGCCUGUUGGUUUACAGGGACUACCAGGGACCAUAGGUGUAAAGGGAGAGUCUGGAGAUCGCGGGGCAGUUGGAGGACCCGGAGCACCAGGCCCUCAGGGACCCCCAGGGCCACCAGGAUCAACAGGUUUACCAGGAAACACAGGACCAACUGGACCAGAGGGCAGGCAAGGACAAAAGGGAGAGAUGGGAACGACUGGAGAGCCAGGCACACCCGGCCAGGACGGCACUGUGGGACCACCAGGACCUCAGGGACCUAAGGGAUUAGAUGGGCGAUCAGGCCUCCAGGGACCACCAGGGCCAAGGGGCCCUGCAGGACUCAUUGGCCCCAAAGGACAUAAUGGUAUGUCAGGAGAGGAAGGACUCCCGGGCCCUACAGGAGAGCCAGGAUUGAAGGGUGAGCCAGGAAAGGAUGGACCAGAGGGACAGCGGGGAUCACCAGGACCAGUGGGUCUGCCAGGAGUACAGGGAGAGGCAGGUUUACCAGGAAGGGCAGGAAAGACGGGAGAACAAGGAAACCCUGGUGCUCAGGGAGUGCAGGGAGAAAUGGGCAAAAAGGGAGAUCGGGGUCUGUUUGGUACCGCUGGCCCCCGCGGCCCUGCAGGACCAACAGGUUCACCAGGACCAUCUGGCGUACAGGGACCACGUGGAUCCCCAGGCCCAGUGGGAGAAGCUGGAUCUAUGGGACCCCCAGGAAUGCCCGGUGAGAUGGGACUUUUGGGACCACCUGGUCCACCAGGGCCAAAGGGAGAGCAGGGUGACCGCGGCAUCAAGGGUCACCCAGGAAGAGUGGGACCCCCAGGAGUGGUUGGAGACCCCGGACCAAAGGGAGAACCAGGCCCAGUCGGACCCCCAGGACUCAAAGGAGACAGAGGAGAGAGGGGCUACCCUGGUGAUGCUGGAUUCCAGGGACCAGAUGGAGCUCCAGGACUUCCAGGACAAAUUGGACCAUCCGGACCAAAAGGAGAACCAGGAUUCCCAGGAGCCAAGGGAGAGUCUGGACACAGGGGAGCCCCAGGACCAGUGGGUGCCCCGGGAGAGGCACAGGCUUUCCCAUCAGAACUUCUCGGAACUCCAUUGACAAAAGCAGGUACCGGAUUUAGGAAGAGGAGAGCAGCACAAGGUUUCAAUGAAAAGUUUACUGAAAUGUUGGCCGAUAUGUCCAAGAAUGAAUACGAAUUAAAGGAAGGAGUCACGAUCGUGGUGGAACAGAUGUUUAGUCACGUUGAUCAGAUCAAGGAGGAGAUGGAACGUAUGAUUUAUCCAACUGGAAAAGAAGGAAACCCAGCCUCCACCUGCCGUGACAUACUUCUGGGACAUCCAGACACCCAAGAUGGUUGGUAUUACAUUGACCCUAACCAGGGAGCCCCAGACGAUGCUCUCCGCGUUUUCUGUAAUAUGACUGCCGGAGGAGAAUCAUGCUUCUACCCAUCAGAUACCACUAAGACGUCUGAUCUUAAAUUCUGGAAGAAAGGAAAGUCUAAAGGAAACAAGUUAUUCAGUGAAUUGAAGGAUGGCUAUGAGUUUGAGUACACAAUUGGUCAUCAACAGAAGAUGUUGGCUCUGUACAGUUCAACAGCUCAUCAGAAAUUCACAUACUUCUGUCAGAACGCCGUGGCCUGGUUCAGUGAGGAGAGAAAUAACUACAACAGCGCCGUCGUCUUUAUGGGUAGUGACAAUAAACGUAUAAACACAGAGAAUCUCGCUCCAGAGAAUGUCGUCGAUGGCUGCCGUAACAAGCCUGCUAGUGGCAGCACAGUGUUUGUCGUUGACACAAAGACGGUAGAGGACUUACCAAUUGUAGACUUUACCCCUAAGGACUACGGGGAUGCAGAUCAAGGCUUUGGUUACAAGAUGGGGCCAGUAUGCUUCCGACAUGUAUAAGGACACUACAUUCUGGGAAACCACAACAUUUCCAUUAAAACUAUUUCACUAGUCUUUCUUAUGUACUAUGACAUUAAGGUUAAGAAUUUUGUAACAGCAGACUCUAUGACAUAAACUUUAAGAAAAAAAAUGUUCCAGCAGAAAAAAAAUAUAUUUGUAUGUCCUAUGACCUGAAGUCAAGGUCAUAUCUCAUGUUGACCUUCCUGGAGGUCAAUCGUACCAUUUUAUACAUAAUACAUGUUUCUUCCUCAGAAUUUCACUUUUCAUAUUAUAUAUCUCUUACUAGUUGACUAUCAUACAAUGUAUUAGAAUAAUAAAUAAUAUUUAGACUUUUUAUACAUUUUUUUUAAUAAAGAGAUUUCAUUUUUGCUCAAAGAUACAUUGUAAUCUUUUAUCAAUCAUGACAUAUACUGUCUGUACCGUCAGCCAUCGUGGGUUCAACUAACUCUGUUGAAAGCUGCAUCCUUGACACAUAGAUGCAACAAAUCAAAAAGAAAUGUGAUUCUCUGGGUCAUCACCUUUACCAUGUUACAAAACUUUCGGGUAACAAGGCAGCAAUGUAACCAUGGACUAACAGGAGUUGUGCCAAGCUUUCAGAAUUACAUACAUGUUUAUCUACAUUGUAGCAAUAUUACACCUCUACCUUUGGAUGUUAAAACAUCUGAACAACUUUUGUUGUAAAGCUUGCAUUCAACAUGUUGUAACAUGGAUUGGGGGUUGAUCAAUAUAUGUUCAUACAUAUAGCCAAGAAAUGGACACUAUGUCAAUAUAAUCUGAUGUUCUGUGGACGACUGGCCAGCUAACCGUUAGACAUUGGUCAAAAAUAAAUUCAUACAUAUAGCCAACAAAUGGACACUAUGUCAAUAUCAUGUGAUGUUCUAUGGACGACUGGCCAGCUAGCCACUAGACGUUGGUCAAGAUUAGAUGUCCGUAUGACAGGGCCGAUAGAGUAUGCAGGGUCAGUUGUUCUAACGAUGGCUGACUAUUUGUGAGGUGUUGAAUACCCACAGAAAGACAAGCUUUGCCAGCACUGUCUGUGAUCUAUCUACAGGAAGUAUCGGCCCCGGUACAUUCAUGUGAAGUAUCUGCCACCUCCCUAUUUUACCUUUUAUGUCGGCGACAAAUAUGUCCGUUAUCAUUCAUUAUCUCUCACUGAAUCACUAGCUCACUCACACAAACAAACUGUAACUAGACCUUCUGCUGAAUAAAACAAUUUCUUAUAAUAUCA